UAGCAUUUUAUGCCGAAGAGGUCACCCUGGUUAAAAACCAUUUAUUAUUACAUUAUUAUGAUGUUAAUCUAAAUGUUUACAACGUACUUCCGGCUUGCGUGCUGUGAUCGCGUGACUUAUAUUUGUGCGUCCCUAGUAUGGAGAUCAGCGGUGUGUGUUAACAGGCUCAAAAAUGGCGGUUGUCGAUACCGAAAAUAAAUCAGAUUUAAGACAACUUUUCCAAAAUAUAUCACCAUACUUUACUCCAGAGGAAUCAGAACAUGUUGUACUGUCAUUUAAACAGAAUUAUGGGGGGAAAUUCAACUCUCUAGACGAUUGCGAUCUGCUGAAGUGUUUUCAUCUUCUUGAAGAGAAUGGGUAUGUAUCUGAAAACAACCUCAAACUAAUCGAAGACUUCGUUGCUUUGAAAUCGAGAGGAGAAGAACUCAUUAAGGACGCUAUGAAAACUUUUAAGGCCUCUCGUCCAGUAAAAGCUGAUCCAGAGAAGAAAUUGCAGGGACGGAACGAUGAAAUCACGAAAAUCAACCGAAAACUGGCAUCAAAAGAUUCUGCAGCUUUAAACUUGUUUGGAUCGUCUGGUUUGGGAAAGACAAGACUUGCUAAGGAAGUUUGCUCACAAUGGCGUGGAACAUAUCAUGUCUUUGAUCUUAGAGAAGCAAAGGAUAUGAGAGCGAUUUAUUACAACAUUCUACAUUCUCUCGAUCUAGCUGUUCCAGUUGGUUACAUUGAACUAAAGAAUGUUGUGGCAAAAGUUCAAGAGAAAAUAAGAGAGUUGCAGACGAAAAGGGAGGGACAUGGUGUUCUGUUUAUGCUGGAUAACGUGGAUCGAUUUACCGCAGGACACGGAAAGGACGGAAAGAACUUGAAAACAGCUUUUAUACAAUUUUUAGAAAAGCUUCUAGAAACCAAAGAAAAAGGGUCUCCCUUGAAACUUUUACUUACAUCAAGGGCUCAGUUAAAAGAUUCCAAAAAGGUGGAAGAUUUUGAAGUCAAGUCCCUGAAAAGAUCUUUUUCGGAGAAAAUCCUCUUUCCUAAGGGGAUGAAUGAUGUCCAACCCCACCAGAUGGAUAAAUUUGUUAAUACCACCAAAGGAUCUCCCCUUUUUCUAGAAUUACUGGAUCCUAUUUUGCGACAAGGACGGAAAUCUGUUGAUGAACUCAUCGCAAGACUUGCACUCACUCCAAAGAAAUCCAAAGUGGAGGAAGAUGCCUCAGAGAAGCCAUUCGAUUUUGAGGACGAUGGAGUAGACAUGGGUCAGAUAUCGGUAGUGAGAGAAACAUUCGACACACUUCCCACUGAAAGUUUGAAGGUAUCUGCAGUAGUAAUCUCCUUGUUUCAUGGGCCUUUCUCUGUGCCAACAGCUGCCAAAGUUCUUGGUAUUGACCAGUCAGAAGCUAUUGCUCAGUUAGAGGGUCUUGCAGCCAGUCGAAUCAUUUUUGUAGUUGACAAGGAAGCAAAAGAAAGGAAGUAUGACAUCCAUCCACUCUUACAGAAGUAUGCUGACAGUAUCAAGAGUCAGGAAAACUUUCUUGCUCUCUAUCUGGAGGCAAAAGCGCGCUUUUAUGAACUCUUCAUGUCCAGGAUGAAGGAAAUUGCCAAACUCAUUGAGCCAGACUAUGUCAGAGCAUUCCAUUUAUUUGAGACAGACAGAGGAAACUAUGAGUUCACUGUUGACAUAUCUUUGCAACCAAAAUAUUUCAGUGUUCCAGGUGAAUUCCAUGAAUAUACUUUGAUUGCCUCCCUUUUUGAUGCAAUGCUAAAUGAGAAGAAAAUAAUCAAGGUGUUUCAUAACUGGGCUGAGAAGUGCCAAGAUGAUGGAAAGACAGGUUCUCUCAUGCGAGCACAGUUGAAAUGCCGGGAAGUAAAGCAAGUUCUUGAUGUCCAUGGAACAGAGAGAGCAUUUGAGGUACUGAUGACAGCUUUCAGUUCACUGGAGAAAGUCAACAACAAAACUAGUGAUUAUUUUAUGCUCACCAAAGGACUCUAUCUGUAUUGUGAAGGUGAGAUCCUUUGGAGAAAUGGAGACUUUAAGAAAGCACUUGAAUGUUUGAAGUCAUCCUUGGAAUUCUUUAAGGCACUGCCAGAGGAGCACACUGAUCUUGCGAGGUGCUACAAUGCUAUUGGAAACUGCUAUUCGAGUCUAAAACUACUUGAGAAGGCACUUGAGUUUUACAACAAAGCAUAUAUGACUCAAAAGAAAGUGGCAGGAUCUGAGCAUCACUUUGACAUUCCAAUUUACAAGAAUCAAAUUGGAACUGUUUAUGUUGGUCUAGGAGAUUACAAAAAGGCUACCAAGUGUUACAAAGAUGCCUUGGGCCUUUUGAAGGAACUAAACCUUUUAGAUUCGUGGGAUGAAGCUCACUUUCUGAGAAAUCUUGCUAAUGCUUACAUUCACAGAAAGGAGUAUAAAAAAGCAACUGAACCCGCAGAUAGGGCUUAUAACAUAAGGAUGAAGAUUCUCGAAAAUCACCCACUAACUGUGCAAAGCAUAUACCAGAGAGCAGUGAUUCUGUCAUACUUGAAUGAAGAUGAGAGAUCCUUGCAGCUCCUUCUUGAAGCAUGGAAGAUGGAGAAAGCACUUGAUGCAGGAAACCACAGUCCAGUUUGGCGAGAUAUUAUUGUUGGUGUCGAGACCUCAUAUGAUAAUCUAGGGAAAGGAAACCAGAAGAAAGGAUUUCGAAAAGAAGCAUUGAAAUUUUGUGAACAUCUCUGGGAAGAACGAAAAGGCUCAAAAUUGUUUUGCUUUGAUGAUUUCGACAAAGAAGUAAUUGAUACUAUUUUGGAACUUCUUAGCAAGAAGAAAGGCAAAUACAUUGUUUACAAAGUGGAAAAGGAACAAUUUCAGAAGAUGUAUAGUGUUAAGAAAGAAGAAUUUCAAGAAAAAGCUGACCAGACCCAAAGAAUUCUACUGCACUCAGCCUCUGAGAGGGAAAAGGUGCCUGAUGCCAAAUCAGCAAAAGGAGAUGAUGCAGAGGAGGAGGAAGAAGUUGUGGUGGAGUUGUCCGAUGAAGAAGAUUCAAAGCCAAACCCUAGAGACAGCAAAAAGAUUGUGGUCAGGAGAGAUGAGAUAACAGACAAGGGAGACACAUGGAAUCUACCGGAGGCUGGUGCAUUUAUCACCUUUUCUCCAGGAUUUCUGAAAGAACCCUUGUGGGUCUCUUGUUCCAUGUGGAGUCCUAGAUCCCUCUCUCCUCCCAUAGGCAGUAAUGAGCUCUUGGUGAGUAAUUUGAUUGAACUAUCUUAUGAAGGCCCACCAACUCUAGAGUCUGGGGAAGCUGCUACAGGAUGCAUAACCAUGGGUUUGUUGCACAGUGCCUCUGAUUUCAAGGGAUAUGAAGUAGUUAUUAAGAAACUGGUUGACCAAGAAAACAAUGAAUGGGAAGAUUUGGAAACAAGAAUCAUGUGGAAUUCAGCAGAAAUGAAUCCAGCUGUUAUGGACUGCCCAUAUGCUGAAGCGACUUGCUCUGGAAUCUGCUUUACCUCCUUUGCGGUUAUUUGGCGCCUGAAGUCUUUUGUCUUUUGGAAGACAAAGAAUUUGAGCCCCGAGUUUACUUGCACAGUGCCAGACUAUCCAAAUGUCUGUGUUUCAAUCCCAUGGAAUUCUGUUCCUGACAACACAGACUUCUCUUUAACUCUAAAGGUACAGGAGGCACCAAGCACCGAUGGCAGAGUUGGAAUCUUGUUGGGUCCGGUUCUUCACAUUUCGUGCUCACAUGGAAUAACGCUCUUGGAGCCAGCAAAAAUCAACCUUCCUCUUGCACUUUUUAAAGGUGAUAGAGAAUUGUUGGACAUGCACUCAGGUCAGUGGAGGAUAUUUCACUUUCAGCAGGAAUGGAGAGAUAUCACAGAUCGGUUGGAGAUGUCAGUUGCUAUUACAGAUGGAAUAGUGAGAUUCAAAGUGAAAACUUUCUGCAGAUUUUUGCCUUUGUGGGUGGUUGCUAAUCUUGCUGGUGUUGAUGCUGGUGAUGUCUCUGAUCUGGCCAGGAGAUCGAUGAAACAACGAGCUGGGUUUUUAGCUUGCAUGUGUCGAGAUGUUGUACCUGAAAGAUACUUGCUGAAGCUAUUUUGUUUCCCACUUCAUUUGAAAUCCAAAGUGAAUAAGAAUAUGGUAAAGUUGAAUUACGAUGUGAUCUUUCAAGGAGAUGGAAACUCGAAGAAACCUCUAUUCAACGAAGACGAAACGUCUGUUGCUCUUUCAAAAGGACUGAAGGUACACGAAGGAGGAGAUACUGACAACCUCUCCUUAACGUUUUAUGAUGAUGGAGAAGACCAAAAUGAUGUGUUCGUCACUAUUGAAGAUAAAAGUAACAUGUCAGUAGACUUCUUGAAACGGCUUAACGCCGAGGAUAGGACAGACCAUGAAUUGUUAUGUAAAGUUCGCAUUAUUAUUCGAGGAUCUCCAUCGCAGGUAUUUCUUCUUGUUUUUUAGCUGCAUUGAUCCGGCUUCUCAAUUUGCAGUAGAAAGGCAUAGCAACGAAUGUAAAAUAUGCCGGUUUAACACAGUCGUCAUCUUAAUUAAUUAGCGGCAACCAUGAUUAGAAAAGCUACUUCUAAGAAGUUAGGUUGUUUUCCUC
Molecule: messenger RNA, 4574 nt
Organism: Pocillopora damicornis (cauliflower coral)
Lineage: Eukaryota; Metazoa; Cnidaria; Anthozoa; Scleractinia; Pocilloporidae
Molecular function (GO): ATP binding; ATP hydrolysis activity; protein binding
Source: RefSeq, a predicted model, not a curated record